AUGAACUCGCGCGGCGCGGGGCAGAAUGAGCUCGCAGCAGCGUGGAGCGACUACGGGCUCGAGCGGAACCGGGCUGGCCGAGGCUGGCCGGGCGGGGCGAGGGAGGUCGGGUCGAGCUCGCCGGGAAGGGGCGAGGGCGGCGGGGACGGCAAAGGGCAGGCUGGGGUCGGGGCGGGGCGGCGCGAGGGAAGGCUGGGGUCGGGGCGGGGCCAAGCCGGGGCGGGGCGCUGGGCUGCGCGGAGCCGGGCCGCUGGGCAAGGCGGACGGCGCGCGCGGCAGUGGCAAGCAGUGGAGCGUGCGGCGGCGAGUGCACGGCCGAGCUCGGCGGGGGGGGCAGGGCAGCGCGCGGCGGGGAUCGGCCGGGCGGGGCAGGGAUACCUCGGGUGA
Messenger RNA from Lolium perenne, 387 nucleotides. NCBI's taxonomy places the organism in Eukaryota, Viridiplantae, Streptophyta, Magnoliopsida, Poales, Poaceae. The record is from RefSeq and is a predicted model, not a curated record.